Panicum virgatum (switchgrass) is the source of this 1199-nucleotide messenger RNA. RefSeq lists its product as uncharacterized. The transcript has 2 exons. The record is from RefSeq and is a predicted model, not a curated record. Bases 483 to 1013 code for a protein of 176 amino acids. NCBI's taxonomy places the organism in Eukaryota, Viridiplantae, Streptophyta, Magnoliopsida, Poales, Poaceae.
AGCUGUUGCAUGGCUGCAAGGCCCAAACCAUUUUCGCAUGCGUCAUCAGCAAAGUAAAAAGGAGUCACUCACAUAAUGUAAGGAGAUUACGUUGGUGCCCCUGCCGCCGGUGGUCGCCGAUCCCUCACACUCGCAGAAGUCAGUCCACGGCACGGUGUGGUGUAGCCUUCACACGCCGGCCUUGUUACUCUCUACAGCAACCAGCAGCCACUGCCCAAGACACGUCCGGAUCAAAAAAAGUCUCGAAACGCGCGUACGCGCUCGGCUCGUUUUCCUCCGUUACUCAUGUCACGAAAGCUGCCCCGAUCGAGCUGAUCGAGCGGAGGUGUGGACCAAGACGCACCGCCCCUCCCACGGCUGGGUCUUCUUCUCCGUCGUCCACUUUUGCUUCAUCAUCAGUUGUUUCCACGUCUGCAUAUCGGUGCGGCGCGCCUUGCUGGACUCUUCAUUCCCGUCUUCCUCCCUCCUCGCUCCUCGAUCUCAUGGCGUCUCCCGGCUCCGACGAUGGAAGCUCCGCCGCCGUCUGCUGCAUGUGCGGCGACCACGGCCUGCCGCACGAGCUGUUCCGGUGCAACCUCUGCCGCCUCCGGCUGCAGCACAGGUACUGCAGCGACCUGUACCCGCGGGUGCCGGGGCCGUACCGGAGCUGCAACUGGUGCCUCGUCAGGGAGGACGGCGGCGGCGGCGGCGGAGGGGGUGGCUCGCCGGUUAAGGCGGCUGCGGCGGUAGGAGCCGAGCGGAGGCCGAACGGUUCUCGGGACGACGACGACGACCCUAGAGAUCAGGGGGAGAGACCGUGGUGCGGCGGUGGAUGCACCAGGUCGGCCUUCUCGGCGGAUCCUGGAAAGCCGGUCAAGAAGCCCAAGAGGGGCCGCGCGAGAGUGGCGCAGCGGCCGGCGGCGACGAUGGCGCCCAAGAAAAGAGGGGAGGUACAGCAGGCCGGCGCCGGCGGCAGGGGGCGGUUCAGGGUGAAGGUGCGCCGGUACAAGCUCCUCGCCGAGGUGAUCUGCUAGUGAACAAGCCAGCGUGGCGUAACCUUGUUUAAUGGAGUACGUACUACAAGUACCUAGCUUGUAACCCUGGGACUCGAAUAAGCUCAAAUUCUGUACAGCCCAGCUGGGAGCUUGGCCCUAAUUCAGUACCUUAUUUUGGGCUGGGCUUCAUUCACCUCGCAUAGCAAAGUGAUUCUCCAAGGGAAA